ACUGAAGACUUCUCCUAUCGGGACUCUACAAAGACCAGCCCACUUCCUCUAGUAUAAAGACCAACUCACUUUCUCCCUGUCCUCACAAAAUCACCAUUGCCCAGAUCUCCAGACUCUAACAAUGGAGGCAGAGCCAGUCGGGUUCCUCUUCCUCUUCACAAUCCUCAACUGGGCCGCCAUCAAAAUCCAAUCUUUUUUUUACCUCCGCUUCAUCUCCUUCCUCAAGAAACCAUCGGUCGUUAGCACUUACCCUCAUCAGCUGCAUCAAAACAGAGGAGGAGGCGUCAGGGUAAGCAGAGAAGAAGCUGAGUUGGUUGUUGAGAGUCUCGGAUUGCUCUGCGGCGAAGGUGGGGAGCAGCUAAAGGAGGAGAUGGGCACUGAUGAUUUUUGCUCGGUGUUUGAAGAGAGAGAGCCAAGUUUGGAGGAAACUAGAGAGGCUUUCUCUGUGUUCGAUGAGAACCGUGAUGGGUUUAUCGAUGCAGGGGAGUUGCAGAGGGUUUUGGCGUUGAUGGGGUUUAAACAAGGAUUGGGGUUAGAAGGAUGUGAAGGGAUUAUUGGAGGUUAUGAUGAGAAUGGAGAUGGGUUGAUUGAUUUUGAUGAAUUUGUCAAGCUUUUAGAGAGCAGUUUUUGCUGAAUUGCAACACCCCACCCCACGUUUUAUGGAGUCUGUUGUUAAUAGUAGUCUUUGUACGAAGCCUUGCUUGCGUACUAUGAGUAUAUAUUUUGAAUUGGGUUCCUCUCCACUACAAAAAAAAAAUAAUGGAGAGGCCACUAUUUUUAA
This is a messenger RNA of Asparagus officinalis (garden asparagus), 781 nucleotides long. Its product is annotated as probable calcium-binding protein CML30. Lineage: Eukaryota; Viridiplantae; Streptophyta; Magnoliopsida; Asparagales; Asparagaceae. The record is from RefSeq and is a predicted model, not a curated record. The transcript has a single exon. Gene Ontology annotation, molecular function: calcium ion binding. Bases 122 to 634 code for a protein of 170 amino acids.